This is a messenger RNA of Cyprinodon variegatus (sheepshead minnow), 1903 nucleotides long. RefSeq names its product thyrotrophic embryonic factor (gene tefb). The record is from RefSeq and is a predicted model, not a curated record. Gene Ontology annotation, molecular function: RNA polymerase II cis-regulatory region sequence-specific DNA binding; DNA-binding transcription factor activity, RNA polymerase II-specific. The coding region runs from base 184 to 1290 and encodes 368 amino acids. NCBI's taxonomy places the organism in Eukaryota, Metazoa, Chordata, Actinopteri, Cyprinodontiformes, Cyprinodontidae. Gene Ontology annotation, biological process: regulation of transcription by RNA polymerase II. The transcript has 4 exons. Gene Ontology annotation, cellular component: nucleus.
GGGUACGCACGAGGAGACGGCUGUGAACUCUAUUAGACACGUCUUAUUAUUGAUAAAGAAAGUCCAAGAUUAGUUGCGGGAGCAGAAAACGUGGAAAUCCGUGUUUUUUUUUUCGCCGUGGAAGUGGAUCUAGCACUUGCUAACUAAUCAGCUACCGUCUCCGCGGAACCUUGGCACCGAACAAUGCCUGGCAAAGCAGCGGUGUCAGUGGCGCUCCCAGCCGCAGCGGCUCCUCACAAGUCAUAUCCUUUUGUUUUAAAGAAAAUCAUGGAUAUCCCACCUCCUAAUAUCCUGGAGGAAGGAGACGACGAAAUCGAGAAGGAAAAGCAGAGCUCCUCUGAGGAUGUGGAGGGAGGUGGCACCGUGGCAUCCAGCACUGGUGCCGGCACCAGAGGAGGUGGAGGAGGUGGAAGCGGUGGGGCUGCAGGAGUCUCAGCCUCCCUGACCCCGGCCAUUUGGGAGAAAACCAUUCCUUACGACGGCGAGACCUUCCACUUGGAGUACAUGGACCUGGAUGAGUUUCUCCUAGAGAACGGGAUCCCUGUGAGCCUGGAGGAAGAGGAGCUCCAGAGGACUCUGACCUCAGUGGACCCCAAAGGAAAACCCAUUCCCAAAGUGAUCGCUUUGGCUGCACCAGCCUCUGCACCGGUCGCCGCACCCCCAGCUGCUGUCACCGAAGUCGUCCCGGCACCGCCUGCACCUUCUCCCUCCGAGGCCACUUCUGAUGCAGAGGAGACCGUGACGGUAACUACGCUGCAAACAGCCAAACUGGAGAAGGAGGAAGAGGACGAGGAAGAUGAGGAGGAGGAUGGACAAGAGGAGGAAUCUUUAGCUGAGGAAGCCCCAGCAGAAACGGAAGUGAAAAAAACAGAGCGAAACACGCCCUCCCCCAUUGACCCAGACGCCAUUGAGGUGGACAUCAAUUUCCAGCCUGAUCCCACAGACCUGGUCCUGUCCAGCGUUCCCGGUGGGGAGCUGUUUAACCCCCGCAAGCACAAGUUCUCCGACGAGGAGCUGAAACCGCAGCCCAUGAUCAAGAAAGCCAAGAAGGUGUUUGUUCCCGAUGAACAGAAGGAUGAUAAAUACUGGUCCAGGAGGAAGAAGAACAACGUUGCAGCAAAGCGUUCCCGUGACGCGCGGCGGCUGAAGGAGAACCAGAUCACGGUGCGAGCCUCCUUCCUGGAGCGGGAAAACGCCGCACUGAGGCAGCAGGUCGCCGAGCUGCGGAAGGACUGCGGGCGCUGUAAGAAUGUCUUGGCGCGCUACGAAGCCAAGUACGGCCCCCUGUAAACCAAACAGAAAUAUUAAAAACAAGGACGAGAUAAACAGAAAUGUAGAAUCCAUGAAGCAUCUAUAAGACCGAAGCAGAACUCCCUUCCCAACACAAACCUAAAUUUGCACUGUAAGUCAUCACCAACCUUCAGUCACUGCGUCGAGCUCCAGCUGACGCUUCUCAACAUGAUGCUGGAGUUUUUUGGGACACACACUGGGAGGUGGUGGGGGUGCGAUGGGAGCGGUGGUCGAUGGAAGGCCUGUGGAGAGCGCCUGGCUCCUGCACUGAGAGAAGAGGUGGACUAUUGGGGGAAGAAAACGCAGGUUUAGUCCUGGAGAGGUCCUAAAAUAAAAAACAAGAGGAUAACACACACUGGUUCUAAUAGGACCAAUGCAAAAAAAGACUCAAUCAGGCUAAAUAAACGAGCAAGGGUUAGAUUCAUGGUGGCACUUCCAGCUUAAAGACGGAGGGAGUGGAGGAGGGCGGAGUGGGCUGUCCCAGUUCUUCCCUGUGUACACACUAACACAGCAUCUGAGACAUCUGUGUGUAUAAACAGUCGGUUUUCUGUACUGUCGUGUUUAGUGUGUGUUUGGCGUGUGUAAUUAAUCAUUGCACUUUUUCCUUUAAAGA